AUGGACAAUAGGAGGAUUCUGAAAGCCUUGAUCUAUGCCAAGGACGACCAGCUGCCCUUGUUUGAUGGUUCCACCAAGACAAAGGCUAGCAUUGAUGUGCUGAGAAGGAGGUUUGUAUUGCUAUUCAUUUCCAACCUGGACCUUUCCCAUGAUCACGAGAUUUUCUUCCUUGAACAAGUGUACCAGCACCGAUCGAGGACCGAGGGUAUGUACGACAUAGUAUGGCUACCUGUAGUUGAUUUAUCGGUGCCAUGGGAUGAAACAAAGCGAAAGCAAUUCGAGACGCUUCAAUUACUGAUGCCAUGGUACUCAGUGUGCCACCCUUCUUUGCUUGAUCCCGGUGUCAUCAGAUACAUUAAGGAGUCUUGGCAUUUCAUCAAGACACCAUUGCUCGUUGCUUUUGACCAGCAAGGAAGAGUAGUGAACCCGAACGCAUUUCACAUGGUCUGGAUUUGGGGAAGCCAUGCUUUUCCUUUCACCAUCCAGAAAGACGAAGCACUCUGGGGAGAAGAGAGAUGGGGAAUCAAUUUAAUUGCUCGUAAUGUUCAUCCAGCCAUCGUCAACUGGAUAGCAGAAAACAAAUACAUAUGCUUGUACGGUGGGGAAGAUAUAGAAUGGAUUCGUAAAUUCACAAGAACUGCACAUUCAGUGGCUCGUGAAGCCCAAAUUCCAUUGGAGAUGCUAUAUGUGGGGAAGAGCAAUCCCGGAGAGACAGUCCGAAGAAACAAUGCAAUCAUUGAAGCAGAGAAUCUAGGCCACAUAUUGCAAGACCUAGCAAUGGUCUGGUUUUUCUGGGUUAGGAUUGAUGGUAUGUGGCACUCAAAGUUACGACUGGGCAGGAAUGUGGAGAACGAUGAGAAUAUGCGCGAGAUCAUGACAAUGAUUAGCUUCGAUGGGAGAGAUCAAGGAUGGGCUAUGAUUAGCAGCGGAUCAACAGAGAUGGCCAGAGACAAAUUAGAUAUCAUAUUCCAGGCCCUCGCUGACUAUCGACUGUGGAAAAACGCUGCAGAGGAGAGGGGGUUUGUGAAUACGUUGAAUGAUUACCUCUAUAGACCCCAUCGCAUUUACUGUAAACAUUUGAUCUUGCCGGAGACCUCAGGGAUGAUACCUGACAGGAUUGUCUGCACUGAAUGUGGCCAAGAGUUGAGCGCGACAGUCGUGGAGUUGUCCUUCAUGUAUCGUUGCUACACCGAUUGAGCAACAGUAUAUUUCAGCGCAAAAUGCUGCCUUACUGGGUUUUGAAUUUUUAGGUUUCAAUUAUAUAAAGCAUGCUUCUUGUUGUUAGUUGUCCAUUUUCCAUUUCUCGUUCUCAGGAAUACAUUUUCGUAAAGAGGCGAUGCCGCUCCAUGUGUACGUGCCUUUACUAAAGUAUCCUUCCUAAGAAUCUACAUAAGGAGCUCAUUUCCGUUGUUAGAGCAUCGGAAUAAUUUCAGAGUUGUUUGAGUGGAUUGGUAUUC
This is a messenger RNA of Tripterygium wilfordii, 1457 nucleotides long. RefSeq names its product protein SIEVE ELEMENT OCCLUSION B-like. The record is from RefSeq and is a predicted model, not a curated record. Gene Ontology annotation, biological process: phloem development. Lineage: Eukaryota; Viridiplantae; Streptophyta; Magnoliopsida; Celastrales; Celastraceae. The transcript has 3 exons. The coding region runs from base 1 to 1197 and encodes 398 amino acids.